Molecule: messenger RNA, 2308 nt
Organism: Dunckerocampus dactyliophorus (ringed pipefish)
Lineage: Eukaryota; Metazoa; Chordata; Actinopteri; Syngnathiformes; Syngnathidae
Product: neuroplastin-like
Exons: 9
Coding region: 187-1389 (400 amino acids)
Biological process (GO): axon guidance; cell-cell adhesion
Cellular component (GO): cell-cell junction; axon; plasma membrane
Molecular function (GO): cell adhesion molecule binding
Source: RefSeq, a predicted model, not a curated record
GUGGGGGUGGGGUCAGCGUUCCUUGAUGCAGACGGAGGAAGACAAGCGGGUGGUCAGACUCAGCUGCAGUCACACUGAGCGCUCCCGCUCGUCCCGCCGGCGUCACUGCCCUCUCCUUCUGGAGUGCGUGGAGCAUCGGUGAUUCCCCACAGCGCAGUCAUAAUAUCAUCUGAACUCUCACACACCAUGAUGAUAUCCGGGAACCGUCGAGCCGCAGUCAUGUCUCUCCCUGCGGUGAUACUUGGAGCCCUGAUGCUGCACACCGUGUCUUCGCAAAACGCGGGCUUUGUGAAAUCACCCCUUUCUGAAACGAAGCUCACCGGAGACACCUUUGAGCUGUACUGCGACGUCAUCGGUAGCCCCACCCCUGAAAUCCAGUGGUGGUACUCGGAGAUCAACCGAGCCGAUUCCUUCCGGCAGCUGUGGGACGGCGCCCGUAAGCGGCGGGUAUCCAUCAGCACGGUCUACGGUGUCAAUGCGGUUAGCGUGCUGGGAGUCUCGCAUCUAACGCUGGACGAUAUCGGGACAUACGAGUGCAGAGCCAGCAAUGACCCGCGACGUAACGACCUGCACCUUAAUCCCGCCAUCACUUGGAUCCGAGCACAGGCCACAAUUACGGUGCUGCAGAAGCCAUCAAUCGGUGCCUCUGAGCACACUUCCCUUCCUGUGGAAGGCCACAGUCCCCCUUUCGCUCUUCAGUGUAACCUGACCAGCAGCGACAAUCCCCUCCUGGAGAGCUACUGGAUGAAAAACGGAGAGGAGAUCCCAGAAACUCGCAGCCCAAAUAGGAAUACCGAGUACAAGCUGAACAAACCAAGAGGAGAUGAUGCUGGGGUAUACAUGUGCGUCUUCACCUUCGGGAUAUCUCCUGCCGCCAACACAACCAUUGAAGUGAAAGCUGCCCCUGAGAUUACAGGCCACAAGCGGAGUGAGAACCGGAACGAGGGCCAGCGUGCUUUGCUUUAUUGUAAAUCGGUGGGCUACCCUCAUCCCGCUUGGACCUGGCGCAAACUUGACAACGGCAUUUAUAGGGAAAUUGACAACUCAUCUGGACGGUUCUUCAUCAGCAGCAAAGACAAUUACACUGAGCUCAGCAUUGUCAACCUGGACAUUAACUUAGACCCAGGCGAGUACCAGUGUAACGCCACCAACUUGAUUGGCAGCAGCGACGAGAGCUCCGUGCUGAGAGUCCGCAGCCAUUUGGCCCCCUUAUGGCCUCUUUUGGGGGUUUUGGCCGAGAUCAUCAUCCUGGUUAUCAUCAUCGUUGUUUAUGAGAAACGUAAGAAGCCUGAGGAUCUACAAGACGACGAUGACCCAGUUGGACCAGUGAAAACCAAUUCAACCAACAACCACAAAGACAAGAACCUGCGCCAGAGGAAUACGAAUUGAGCUGCCUGUUUGCAGAGGUACACUACGCUUACACAUGCAUUGACCAGAUGAAGGUAAACAGCAAUGGAGUCCACGCCAGUCAGUCGAAUGGAUCUGCCAUUAAAAGUGUGCUUGUGAGGGAAUUUGAGUGAGGCAUGCCUUCUGAUUUCAUUGCGUGAGGGUGCAACAUGCUAAUCAAUAUGCGCUUGAUAACAUAACUAUUCUUACUGCAUGCAGUUUGUUGACGUGUAUGAUUUACCCCCGCCGUCUUUAUUCGCUACUUUUACAACUUUUAAGAUAAUGGCAUGCAAGGUAUUGACCCUCUAUUCGAGACAGGAAUGUUUUGCGUUCUCUCAGAGUGGCUUCAUGUAGAUAAUCUAUACUGUACGGUUUUAGAGAGGGGAAAAAAAAACACAUAUCGGCAGUGUAGAUACGGCAGUUUUGUACAAUUUUAUCAUUCUACUGCAUAUCAUGACCUAAUUAAUCAUUAUAAUACGAAUAUUACAUUUAAAGGGCUUUGCAGUGUCCCUCUAAACCUAACAAGGUUCAAUGUAUGUAUGUACUGUAUGUAUUAAACCACUGUAGCUACAGUACGUAUUGAUAUAAUAGAAAUGGUAUGAUGCACUUAAAUGUUGACAAUAAUGGCAAACUGUAUAAACCUACUUUAGAAAUGUUACAAUCAUUCCAACAUUGUUUUGUAAUUACAGUAUGUAUUGUACAGCAUGGCUUUUAUCCUAUGCAACUAAUACUGUAUACUGUAUUGCCUAAGCAGCUUUUCAUUCUUCUGUGACAGUAUUAAGCUAUAUUAGGAGCACCAUAGAGCGUAGAUGUUUUAUUACACAGCUGCAUGGUUUCUGUACAGUGGAUGUGGAAGGGACUUGAACGGCCUGUGACACAAAAUAUAGAUUCAUUUUUAAGAAUAAACAUUUCAAAAAAUGUA